Linum trigynum is the source of this 6824-nucleotide messenger RNA. Lineage: Eukaryota; Viridiplantae; Streptophyta; Magnoliopsida; Malpighiales; Linaceae. The record is from the annotation of a GenBank genome assembly.
CCUCAUCACUCCUUUUUCUAACAAUCGUAAAGAAUAUUCUCUUGUACGAUGGCUCGUACUUCUCCUUACAAGGAACCCUCUCUCCAUGGGAAAAUUGAGAAAUUCGAUGGGGAACAUUUCCGUCGAUGGCAAAAGAAGAUGCGUUUUCUUCUUACUACUCUCAAGGUGGGGUAUGUGAUUAGUACCCCAUGUCCAGAAUGUAACUUGGAGGAGGAAGGGGUCGACAAUGAGGAAUUGAAGAAGCGACUUCGUAAAAUGAAGAAGUGGGAGAAUGACAACUACCUUUGUGUAGGGCACAUACUCAAUGGUUUGUCGGACUCCCUAUUCGACAUUUACGAAAUGUAUGCUAAUGCCUCGGAACUUUGGGAUGCAUUAGAGGCAAAGUAUUUGGCCGAUGAUGCAUCGACCAAGAAGUUUCUUGUAAGUAAUUUCAACACUUACAAGAUGAGCGACUCUCGCCCAGUGAUGGAGCAAUAUAACGAAUUACUUCGAAUCUAUGGUCAGUUUACUCAACACAAUCUGAACAUGGAUGAGGCGAUCGCUGUGUCGAGUAUAAUCGACAAAUUGCCACCUUCUUGGAAGGACUUCAAGCACAUGCUUAAGCACAAGAAGGAAGAGUUGGAUUUAACCCAACUAGGUACCCACUUGCGCAUAGAGGAGAACCUUAGGGUGCAAGAGGGUGUGAAGCCAAAAGAUUCUUCAUCAGUUCAUAUGAUGGAGAUUGGAGAGUCUUCUUCCCAGAAGAAGGGAAAGAAACGUUCUCGCGACAAGGGCUACAACUCAUCCAAGGCCGACAAAAACAAGAAAGCUAAGCCUACUUGUUGGAAGUGCGGGAAAUCAGGGCAUUUCAAGCGUGAUUGUCACAUGGAAAAAUCAAAGAAUAGUGGCAAUCGUCAUGUUGGGCAAGGAUCUAACGAUCAAGGCCCACAAGGAUGAUGAUGUUGCUUGGUGGGUGGACUCUGGAGCUAACAUACACGUAAGCAAGGAUCGCAAAUGGUUCAAAACUUACAAACCAGUGGAAGACGGUUGUGUUCUCCACAUGGGCAAUGAGUCAACUGCUCCAGUCAAGGGACGUGGCACCGUAGAGUUGGAAUUUACUUCCGGAAAGAUUCUUGUACUUAGGGAUGUGUUACAUGUACCUAAGAUUAGAAAAAAUUUGGUUUCUGGAAGUGUACUAAAUAAACUUGGAUAUCGUCAAGUUUAUGACUCUGAUAGAUAUGUAUUAUCUAAAUCCGGAGUGUUUGUCGGAUUUGGUUAUUAUAAUAAUGGUAUGUUUAUGUUGAAUGUUAUUAAUAAAAUUAAUAAUAUUGUUUCUGCUUAUAUGACUACCCUUAUUGAUUCGUCUUUAUGGCAUGCACGAUUGGGGCAUGUGAAUUAUAAGCGAAUGAUGACUAUGUCUAAAGAAGGACUUCUUCCUUCUUUUGAUGCUCAACAUGAUAAAUGUAAAACUUGUAUGUUGACAAAAAUCACUAGAGAGCCGUUUAAGAAUGUGCAAAGGGAGUCCAAGGUGCUUGGACUUGUACAUAGUGAUCUAUGUGAUUUACAUGGCACUCCUACCUUAGGAGGGAAGAAAUAUGUUAUCACCUUUAUUGAUGACUAUUCGAGGUUUUGCUAUGUGUACUUGUUGCAAACUAAGGAUGAAGCCCUUAGUCGCUUUGGUAUAUAUAAAACUGAAGUGGAGUUACAACAAGAAGCAAAGAUAAAAACUUUGCGCACGGAUCGAGGUGGUGAAUACUAUGAUCCGGCUUACUUCCAAAGUACGGGGAUCAUACAUGAGACCUCUGCACCGUUUACCCCUCAACAAAAUGGGAUAGCGGAGAGGAAAAAUCGCUCUCUAAAGGAAAUGGUCAAUUCCAUGCUCUCUUACUCUGGUUUGAGUAAUGGGUUUUGGGGGGAAGCUAUGCUAACGGCUUGCUAUUUAUUAAAUAGGGUUCCCAAUAAAAGGAAUGUCACUACCCCCUAUGAACUAUGGUAUAAACGAAAGCCAAACUUAGAGUAUCUUCGAGUUUGGGGUUGUCGGGCAGUCGUGCGACUAACGGAUCCUAAAAGGAAGACGUUAGGAGAAAGAGGCAUUGAUUGCAUCUUUGUAGGAUAUGCUGAAAAUUCUAAGGCAUACCGGUUCUAUGUUAUAGAACAAAAUGACGCUUACUCAAUUCAUUCUAUAAUUGAGUCAAGAGAUGCCAUAUUUGAUGAAAAUCGAUUUUCAUCAAUGCAACGACCAAAAGACAUAGUUCCUCAUGUCAUUGAGGGGAUUGAGGAAGAUACUUCACAAUCGAAUUUACCCAUUAUUCGUCAAAGUAAAAGAAGAAAGAUUGCAAAAUCUUUCGGACCAGACUUUCAAAUGUAUCUUGUGGAAGGGUCUAGAGAGGAAGUACACUCUCAAUAUUUAUAUUCAUUUAAUAUUGAGGAUGAUCCUAAAACUUUUGAUGAGGCUAUGAAGUCUCGUGACGCUGCUUUUUGGAAGGAAGCUAUUAAUGAUGAAAAAGAUUCCAUCAUGGCGAACAACACAUGGGUGUUGGUAGAUUUACCACCUGGAUGCAAACCUUUGGGUAAUAAAUGGAUCUUCAAAAAGAAAAGAAGAGUCGAUGGGACCAUCGACAAGUUUAAGACGCGUUUGGUAAUCCAAGGUUUUAGACAAAAACAUGGGAUUGAUUACUUUGAUACUUACGCGCCUGUUGCUCGAAUGUCCACCAUUAGAUUGUUGAUUGCUCUUGCGUCAAUUCACAAUCUAAUUAUCCAUCAAAUGGAUGUCAAGACAGCUUUCUUGAAUGGAGAUUUGGAUGAAGAGAUUUACAUGAAACAACCCGAAGGAUUUGUUGUACCCGGUCAAGAGCAUAAAGUGUGCAAAUUGAUCAAAUCAUUGUAUGGGCUUAAACAAGCUCCAAAACAAUGGCAUCAAAAGUUUGAUGAGGUGGUCUUGUCUAGUGGUUUUAAGUUAAACCAAGCUGAUAAAUGUGUAUAUACAAAAUUUGAUGAUUCUGGUAAUGGAGUCAUCAUAUGUUUGUAUGUAGAUGACAUGCUUAUCUUUGGUACCAAUCAAAGACAAGUGGACAUCACUAAGGAGUUUUUGUCAUCUAAAUUCUCCAUGAAGGACAUGGGGGAGGCAGAUGUGAUUCUGGGUAUCAAGAUCAAGCGGAACGGCAAGGAAGUAGCUUUGACUCAAUCUCAUUACAUUGAGAAGGUACUUGAUAAAUUUCAUAGUGAAGUUUGUCGUGAAUUAAAAACCCCAAUGGAUCCAAGUAUGAAACUUUUUCCUAAUACUGGGGAUCCUGUUUCACAAAUGGAAUACUCCAAGGUUAUUGGGUGUUUGAUGUAUGCAAUGACUUGCACAAGACCAGAUAUCGCAUAUGCGGUAGGACAAUUAAGUCGGUAUACGAGUAAUCCUAGUGCUCAUCAUUGGCAUGCAGUGAGACGUGUGCUAGGAUAUCUCAAAGGCACAAUGCAUUAUGCUUUGACUUAUAGUGGAUUUCCAUCUAUCUUGGAAGGCUAUACUGAUGCUAGUUGGAUUUCUGAUGUUCAAGAUCACACUUCAACUUCAGGAUGGGUAUUUUUGCUUGGGGGAGGUGCUAUCUCUUGGGCUUCUAAAAAGCAAACUUGCAUCACAAGUUCCACUAUGGAGUCAGAAUUUGUGGCCUUGGCUUCUGCCGGAGGAGAGGCAGAAUGGUUGAGAGACUUGGUUUAUGACAUCCCUUUAUGGCCUAAACCAAUCUCACCAAUUUCUAUCCUUUGUGAUAGUAAUGCUACUUUGGCUAAGGCAUAUAGUCAAAUGUAUAUUGGCAAGUCUCGCCAUUUGGGGGUAAGACAUAGUAAAAUUCGUGAAUUGAUCACUCACGGAGUUGUGUCUUUACAGUAUGUCCGGACUCAAGAGAAUUUAGCUGAUCAUUUGACGAAAGGGUUAGCUAGAGACUUGGUAGUCAAGUCUAUAAAAGGGAUGGGUUUAAAGUCCAUAUAAUUUCUGAUAAUGGGACACCCAAUUCCCCUCUAAUACAAUGUUAGAGGCUGAAUUCAAUGUGGAAAGCUUAUUAUCAGAAAUUGAAGCACACAGUGUGUCAUCCCGAGGUAUGUGCUUGUUAUCCUGCAUGAGAGAAGAGGAUGAAGUUUAACUUCUUAAUUGAAUCUUUGACAAAGUGUAUUGUGCAGGUACACAAAUUAAAGAUUCAACCUAUGUAAGCAUGAAGUGCGGCCGCUUCAAGAAACCCGGACUUUGGUUUCGUGUGCGCUUAUGAGAAGGAUUGGACACAUGGCGGAGAAUAGUGUCAAGGCGCUUAUGAAGUUUUGAAAACUUAAGUGUAUAUUAUUUUCGAAUAUUCAUAUGAGUCAAUGGGUUCAAUCGUUACCGACACCCUUUGUAUUCGAAUAUUUGUCAAGUGUAAUAUACUAAGAUGAAAAUUCAAUCGUCACGACAUUUUCAUUUAUGCUUAAGUUUUGUUGGAAGAAGGUUGAAUGUUGUGAUUUUAGUGAAUUCUUUGAAUACACUAAAAUGGGGGAGGAAUGUUGGAAUUAGGUGAAACUGAGUUUGGUUGAAACUAACUAAAUCAGACCGGUUUGGACACCUGUUACCACACGUUGCAUGACAAAGCUUUGGAAUGGUAGUUAGCCAUGAAAGAAAUGAUACAUUAAUUCAAACUAAUGGCAUAUCACUUCCAUGUAAGCAACGUGUCAUAAUUGUAAAAGUAAUGGACAAAAUUAAACUACCAUAAAUUUGAAAUGGACUAACCUAUACGUCCAUUGCAUUGUAUGGCAGUUUGUCCUUGACUUUGAAAUGAACGAAGAUGUACGUCCUUGGCUGAAUGGAUGCCUCUUUUCAUUUCUAACUGCCCGUCAACCCAUGAAACAUUGUAUUGCUUCAAUUAUGAAGUAGUUCGUGGUUUCAGCAUCUAUAAAUAGAUGGCAUCGGCUGGUGGGAGAGGACACACAAAAAGAAUUCAUUCUAUCUUCCUACUAAAUACUUCUAAGUGUGCUUUAGUUUCUUAAGCCUAGAUUCUAAAGUGGUGGUAGUUUUAUCCUACGAAGAAAUUUCCUGUAACCCUAGGCUUGAUUGAGGGUGGAAAUAUUCUUUACGGAAAGUGAAUUUUGUUCACGACUCUAUCACAAUCCUUGUCACCCGGUCUUGGGCUUUCGUACAAAUACCCUCAUCACUCCUUUUUCUAACAGCACGGAGUGGAGAUGAAAGAGAUCUUGUGUCCCUUUUUGGCCAUGAUCUUGGCGAGUUAGAGGAAAGGGAGCAUGUGGCCGAAGGCUAGCCAUGGGAACAUGGCGAUGUGAAGGAGCUUUGUGUCGCCUUCGCCGCCGGCCAUUGUGGAGCGUCGAGGUAGUGGGUUCAGGGAAAAGGAGAGUAGUGAAUACUGAUUAUGAAGUAUAUAAUAUAAUAUGAUAGGCAAUGCAAAAUGCAUUCGGAAAAUGAUUCCCACUUCUCGCAUCGCAUUUAUUCGGUUGGAAAAGGUUUAGCACACCAACUAAGAGCCACAACAUCAACAUAUAAUUCAAAACGUGAAUUAUGUGUCGUCACUCGAUCGAACCAAACCUUUUUUUCUGUUCGGUUUAGUAGAGGCUGAGAUAGAGAUGGACGACGUACACAGCCAUUUGGUGGUUCACAGCCACAAAGAUGUUGCUACUUACUAGUAUGGUUGCUACUUACUCAUAUUGAAGAAACACGGGGAGCAAACAGCAAAGGAGUGAGCUGGAAGUGAGCCCGGCCUGUCAAUCAAUCUUUUCCUCUGCGGAAAGAGAAAUGAAAAUGUUAUCAUUCCAAUGGCAUUUGUGUUUGAAUCCGCUCGAAUUUCUGGUUGCGUGGUUGAUUGGGAAGAGACCCAACAAAGGCUAUUCCAAAUGCAGCAGACAGUCGAUUGAACCAGGUUUUGUAAGGAAGAAGCCAACGCAAAAAUGAUAAGAUAAUAUGAUGGGGGCAGAUAUCUAUUAUCUACCAUACAUAAUGCUAUGCACCUACUUGACUGUCGGCUGUCGCCAUAAAAGGGAGUAAUUGUAGAAAGAAAGAGUAUUUCUUGUGUGCUGUACCCCAAAAGGUAAGAUAUUGUGGUUUGUUAAUUUGGAUAGUUUUUUUUUUAAUAUAUGAAUGAAAAAAUUCUUUUUGUUAGAUUCUGAAUUUCAUUAUGGGUUUGGAUGAGGAAUGUCAUAAUGAGAUAUUUGGAUCGAAAUCUAUCUUUUAAAAAUCUAGAUAUUUAGUAUGAGAGACUUUUACCAAAUCUCUUGUUUGGCAUCAAACCAGGUUUUUGAUAAAAUAGAGCAAAAGUCUAUUUUGUCCCCCCCCCCAUCAUUUCUUUUUGCAUCAUCUUCUUCCUUUCGCCUCAUCUCCAAAACCCGCAUCUAAAAUCCUAAAUUUUUUCGUCCAGUGCGAUAUGGAGAUUCCGAGCAGAUUGGUUGUCCUGUGUUAGUGGGUGAACUCCAAAACUCUUUCUAACCCAAUUUUAAAUUGGGGGGCAUGGCAAUGGCGCGCUCGAAGGGGAAAAGAGGAGGGCGUCACCCUCAACAACUGAUUCGCUCCCCCCUCUCUCUCCAAACGAUUCGCAAGCCGCGAGGCAGAGCAUGGGCCAGACCAGCUCCCUGCCAUCUAGGAGGGAGUGGAAACAUGAUGGUGGAGAUAGGGCAGUGGCAGGGACCAGAAUGGAGAGACGCAAGAUGUCGCUGUGUGGAGAAGAUGUCGAAGGGGAUAUGAAACGCAAGAGAAGGAAGGAAGAAGGUACGAGGAUUGGGGUUAGCCAAUGAGCGCCUCAAAGGCCUCUCAAUCAUCCUCGUCAAGUCCUCAUCGACGCUGCUGUCGUUGCUGAAGGAGAAGGAAGAAGACAGAGUAAAGGAACUCGAAUGAA